Molecule: messenger RNA, 1757 nt
Organism: Setaria italica (foxtail millet)
Lineage: Eukaryota; Viridiplantae; Streptophyta; Magnoliopsida; Poales; Poaceae
Product: AT-hook motif nuclear-localized protein 9
Exons: 5
Coding region: 435-1625 (396 amino acids)
Molecular function (GO): minor groove of adenine-thymine-rich DNA binding
Source: RefSeq, a predicted model, not a curated record
ACACAGCGCCGCUAACGCCUCGCUACUUGCCAUUGCCGAUCGAUUGCCCUCGUGCCCUGCCUCUCUCGCUCGUCACCACCUCGCCGCAAACCCUUCCCCUCCGCUCGUGUAGGCCAAGCCCAGCCGAGCCAACCGCGUCAUCUUAUCUCUCUCCCAUCAUUUCAUCUGAUCUAUCGUCUCAUCUCCUUCCCUUUCUCUCUCUCCUCCCCAUCUUCCAUCCUCUGCCCAUGUCCGUCGCACCGCGCGCGCUCCUCCUGCCUUGCACGACUCAUCAUCUCCAGCAAGGCGGCGGCUGCACCUGCACCUGCACCUGCACGGACCUCCGCCAGAGGAAGAAGAAACCGGAGGAGACGACGCAGCCUUCUUCCGGCGAUCGGUCGUGAUCGGAGAGAAACAGAGCAAGCAGCAGAGAAAAAAAAGGAUUCGUUCCAUGCAUGGAUGGCAAGGAACUCAUCUCACCGUCCGACCUCCAGUCAUUCUACCAGCAGCAGCAGCAGCAGCAGCAGCACAGGGCUGCGCUCGGCAGCGGCGGCGGCGCCCAUAGCCCGUCCUCGCUGGCCGGGAUGCACUCCGUCAUCCGCCCCAUGCCCAACAUGCCCAACAUGAACAUGAGCGCCACCGCCAUCCUCAACUCCAUCGGCGGGGGCUCCCUCGCCGGCAUGCAGUUCCAGAUGGACACCGCGCCGCCGCCAUUGCUGCACAACAACGCCAUGGGCUCCGUCUCCGGCUCCGCCUCAGGCACCGUGCCGCCCGCCCCGCCACCCGCCGAGCCCGUCAAGCGCAAGAGAGGGAGGCCGCGCAAGUACGGGCCCGAUGGCACCAUGAAGGCCGCCGCCUCGGCCGCGCAGCAGCAGCACCUGGUCAGCGCGCCGCCGAGGAUGGGCUCGUCCAUGUCAGGAGCCGAGAUGCUCGGCGGCCAGGGGAUGGAGGACCCGGCGCAGAAGAAGCGCCGUGGCCGGCCGCCGGGCACGGGGAAGAAGCAGCAGACGUCGCCCUCUCUAGGCAAUGCGUUCGCUGGUUCAGCUGGAACGAGCUUCACGCCGCACAUCAUCACGGCAUCUCCUUCAGAGGAUGUCGCCGCGAAGAUCAUUGCCUUUGCGAACCAGUCAUCACGGGCAGUGUGCGUCCUCUCAGCAAUGGGUUCCGUGUCCAGGGUCGACCUCCGCCAUCCCGGAGACACCUCCCCCAUGUCAAGGGUUCACACGUCGCAGCCUUACAGGAACCCAGCCAUCUACGAGGGGUUCUAUGAGAUCCUGAGCCUAACUGGCUCUUACAACCUUGCCGAGGGCUCACAGGGCCAGCAAAGCGGCGGGCUCAGUGUCACGCUCUGCAGCCCCGAAAGGAAUGUGAUUGGAGGUGUUUUGGGCGGAGCACUGGUAGCUGCCAGUACCGUGCAGGUGGUGCUGGGGAGCUUUCACCAGGGAGGGUCGAGAUCAAAGUCGAAGAAAGCAGCGAAGCAGGCAGCCUUCAGCCCCGACUCGCUCACCGGCGGGCAAGAAGCGUCGCCCAGCUCCGGGCACAACCAACAAAAUCUAACGCCACCCUCCGUAACAGGAGGCUGGCCGACCUCCGGGAUAUUUGACACCAGAAGUUCCAGCAUUGAUAUCAACUCAUCUAGAGGCUAGCUCAUUUGUCGAUAAUUCCAGCUCUCUCUCUCUCUCUCGAGAAUUUUCUGUUUGCACAAGAAUACCCAAACUAUACUUCGAAAUAGCUUAUUCGGUUUUUUUUGAGUAAAUUGCUAUAGAAUUCACUAGGCA